AUUUUUUUUUGUGUGUGUGGGUCCCCCUCAUCCCUCCAGAAGUCGGCAGGAUGUCUUGCUUGACCGACAGCUGCAUCCAGUUCACGCGUCACGCCAGCGACGUCUUGCUCAAUCUGAACCGCCUCCGCAGCCGGGACAUCCUCACCGACGUUACCAUCCUGGUCAGCAGGCAGCAGUUCCGGGCACACAAGACCGUCCUCAUGGCUUGCAGCGGGCUCUUCUACACCAUCUUCACUGACUCGCACAAGUGCAACCUCAACGCCAUCAGCCUGGACCCCAAGGUGGACCCGGAGGGCUUUGCCAUCCUGCUGGAGUUCAUGUACACCUCCAGGCUGGCUCUCAGGGAGAGUCUGAUCAUGGCCAUUAUGAACACUGCCGUCUACCUGCAGAUGGACCACGUGGUGGACACCUGCCACCGCUUCAUCAAGUCCAGGUUGGUCACGCGAUCGCUGCGAGAAGGGGCUCUGAUUCAGUUCCG
Messenger RNA from Hippocampus comes (tiger tail seahorse), 478 nucleotides. RefSeq names its product B-cell lymphoma 6 protein homolog. The annotation marks the transcript as partial. NCBI's taxonomy places the organism in Eukaryota, Metazoa, Chordata, Actinopteri, Syngnathiformes, Syngnathidae. Gene Ontology annotation, biological process: regulation of transcription by RNA polymerase II. The transcript has 2 exons. The record is from RefSeq and is a predicted model, not a curated record. Gene Ontology annotation, molecular function: protein binding; RNA polymerase II cis-regulatory region sequence-specific DNA binding; DNA-binding transcription factor activity, RNA polymerase II-specific.